Molecule: messenger RNA, 5772 nt
Organism: Rotaria sp. Silwood2
Lineage: Eukaryota; Metazoa; Rotifera; Eurotatoria; Philodinida; Philodinidae
Source: the annotation of a GenBank genome assembly
AUGCGUCGUCAAAAUGAAAAUAAUGAUAAUAGAUAUUAUGCUUAUUUACCUCCAACAGGUUCACCAUCAUCUCGAAAUCCUUCUUCAAAUAGUAUAAAUCGAAACGCACAUUAUCAAUAUUAUGAUCCUCGUUUACGUACUCGACAACAAGCACAACAAAACCUUUAUGAAAUGCAAUAUUCAAGUACAAGUCCUAAUCGAAGUCCAGCUACUUUAUAUGGUUCACCACGUAAUCGAUAUUCUUAUCAACCACCAUCAUUUCUUCAAGAUAUACCAUCAUCAUCAAUAAAUACGAUUGCUGAUUUAGGUGAACCAAUAUCUAUAUUUGAUGAUAUUAAACCAUUAGAACAACGACGAGCAAUUGUUGCUCCACCUUUAUCAUCAACAUAUGUACCACCAAAUCCAAGUCAACGUCCAUCUGUAAGUGAUGUUCGUAUUGAAACGGCACAUGUUUUGCGAGAACAAUUAUUAACUGAUAUUGAACGUACAAUGAAUGAUAUUGAUCGAGACUUAACUUCACUUGAACGACGACCUUCGGUACAACGUUAUAUACCACCUCGUUUUUCACCUAUUAUAGAAUUAGAUACUCUAGAUCAGAACCUCUUUCGACAAACAACAAAAGCUAUUAAACCAGUUAGUGUACCAGUGAAAAAACCUAUUCCAAUAAUAACUUCACCAAUGAAUAAAAAAAUUCAACAAACAUCAGCACAUUCAACAACAACAAGAACAAUAGAAAGAAAUAGUGUUACUAGUAGUCAAAUAUGGCCAAAUAAACCAAAACGAAUUUAUGAAGUUAUACCUAGUUUAACAAGUGAUUCAAGAAAAGCAUCAAGACAAUCAUCUGUUGGUGCACCAUAUGAACAAAUUAAAAUAACUGAAAUACAAUCACCACAAUCAUCACCAAAACUAAUUGAGAAAAAUGUUUCAUCAUCAAAACUUCAAUUACGUGGUCAAUAUCAUUAUCCACCAGAAGCUGAAGAAACCGAAAUACUUUCAAAUGAUCCAGAAAAUAUUGAUCAUAAAUCUAUCUUAAAUGAAAUGCAAGAAACAAGUCCUUAUGAAACAUUAAAUACCGAUCAAUUUCUUCGUGCUGUGUCUAAUCCACCUGAAAGUCGAGCGAUGAUUUUUGUUCCAGAAUUUAGUGGUAAUAGUCAAAUAGGAUAUAAUGAAUCCGUUGAAGAUUUAAUUCAACCUGAUCAAAUCGAUAAUAAAAAUGCUGCUCGACCAUUAACAGUUGAUUCUUUCCAUGAUAUAAGAACAACUAAAGAAUUAACUAUUCAAGAUUCUCAAUCACUUAUUCAAAGAGCACCAGAAGAAGUUCAAAACGAACCUGAGCUUAAAUCACAAAAUAUAAUUAUUCCUCAUGAAAUACAUCAUGUAACUGAAAUUGAUUUAGAAAAUCAAAUUAAUCCAAUUAUUUCAAAACCUAUUCAACAUCGACGUCCAUCAACAAAAGCUUCAAGAACAACUCCAAUUAUUACUGAUGAUCUCCAUGAAAAAUCGUCUUCAUUACAAAUGCCAACAAUUGACUCUAUUGCUGUUGCUGCUUCAUCUUCUUCUCCUCAUCCUCCUCCUUCUCCGCCUCCUUCUUCACCUCCCCCUCCUCCUCCUGCAGAUAGCAAUGCUGAUGGUCGUGUUCCUUAUUUCUUUAGUGAUUUUGGAAAUGAAGGUGAAGGUGAAGAAGAUCUAAUACCAAUUGAUCAAAGUAAUUUUGAUAUACCAACUGGUACAGAUGUCAUUGCUGAUGAUAGUACCAAUAAUAGCUUAAUGGGACAAUCUCAAGCAUCACUAUUACAUUUACAUUCAGCGCACGUGCUACAUCAGCAGCAGGAGCAACAACAACAACAACAACAACUUACCUCGGCAAUGUCGUCAAAUAUAAAGAAUAACAAUGAGCAUAGAAAAGUAGAAGAAAAUGAAGAAAUAGAAAGCAAAGAAACGGAUGCAACGAACAAACGUAUAACAACUACUACUUCAGUUUUACCGUCGCCGUCUCUGUCACCGAAAAAAAUCUUACCUUCUUCCAUUAUUGACGACAUGCAAACGCAAUUUGCUAGAAACAACAGUACAAGUAACGACGAUCAUCAUCGACAACCGUCAACUAAAAUGGCCAACACAGAUGCAGUCGAUUCAAAUAUCGACGAACAAGAAAAACGUUCAAAUAGUUCACAAAUUCGUCUUCGUUCAUCAUCAUCAGCAAAAUCUUAUCAAGUGCAUUCUCGUAUUCAAUCAGCAACAUCCGAAAAACAUGAAGACGAACAAAUCAAAAAUAAUAAUGAAGAAACACAUAGUUUAUCAUCAUCACGUCAUACUACUCCAUUAAAAAGUAUCGAUAAUGAACAUAUUGAAACACUUGAAAGAAUUGAUUCUGUUAAUCAACGAUUAAAAUCUUCAUCGAGAGCAUUAUCACGUAGUCUAUCUAGAACUUCGAGUCAUACAAAAAAUGAUGAAGAAAUAACACGUGUUGAUUCUGCAAGAAAAAUUUCAUCAAAUAAUCUCAGUCGAGAAAAUUCAUCUACUAGUUCAAGAACAAUAUCUCGUCCACCAUCGAAGGCCCCUAGUGAACAAUCUCAUACAAGUCAACGAAGACCCGCUUCAUUACGUCCUUUGUCUAAUAAUGAUGAUCUAAGUCAAUUAGUUAAUUCACAUGAUCAUGUGAAUAAAAUACCAACAAAUGAAAAUGAACCAAAUGCAUUUUCAGCUGAAAGUGAACAUUUUCUUCACAAUGAACAACAAACACCAUAUGAUCUUAAUCAACGAAUACCAAGUAAUUAUUCAAUAUCUAAUCCAAGUGAAUCUCGUCGAAGUUCAACAGCAAGUUUAACACUUCCUGUUACACUCAAUUCACCUGAUCAUGAAGAUAAUCAACCAAAAACAUCACGAACAACGACACCCAAGAAAAAACAUUCUGUUUCUUCAAUUGAUGUACCAUCCGAUCCAAAUGUACUUCUUACAACAACUGAUGAUCCUGAUCCCAAUGAUCCAUCAAUAAUAAAUAGUACAAUGCAUUUACAAAUCUUAUCAUCUCAACAACCAAAUACUGAUAUAUCUACUGCAGAACCUAAUGAACCUAGUCCAUUAGAAAAUAUUGUAUCAUUACAAGAAUUUCCAAGUCGUAUUCAAUCUGCUGAAUUACCCACUGAAGAAAACUUACGUAAAUCUUCAUCUGGUAUACGUCGCAGUCCAUCAGCUGAAAUUGAACUUGUACCUAAUAAUGAAUUACCGCCAGUAUCACGGGAAAAUAGUAUUCGUCUUCAAUCUGUUUCGCCAUCAAAUCAUCAACAAGAGGAAUUAUUACAUCAAACAUCUUCACCAUCUAACCUUGAACAUCAACAAGAGGAAUUAUUACAUCAAACACCUUCACCAUCUAAUAUUGAACAUCAACAAGAGGAAUUAUUACAUCAAACACCCUCACCAUCUAACCUUGCACAUCAACAAGAGGAAUUAUUACAUCAAACACCUUCACCAUCUAAUAUUGAACAUCAACAAGAGGAAUUAUUACAUCAAACACCUUCACCAUCUAAUAUGGAACAUCAACAAGAGGAAUUAUUACAUCAAACACCCUCACCAUAUAACCUUGAACAUCAACAAGAGAAAUUAUUACAUCAAACACCUUCACCAUCUAAUAUGGAACAUCAACAAGAGGAAUUAUCACAUCAAACACCUUCACCCUCUAACAUUGGAUAUCAACAAGAAUUAUUAAUUCAAAGUCCUUUACUUUCUUAUCCAAAAACUCUUGAAGAUUUAAAGCGUUCAACUUCUCCACCACUUCUGUCACCAAAUGAGCAUCAACAACAAGAACAAGAUGAAAGUAACCGAUUACCAACAGUAUCAACACCAAUUAAUGAAAUAACAACAAAUAAUUAUCAUCACAUAGAACAAAAUUCACCUGAUAAAUUAGAACAUAAUGAUAGACAUUCACAAUUAAGCUCACCACGUCGUAGUGUAUUAUCCAAUACUAAUCAUACAUCUGUUGAAGGUGAUGAUACAUAUCGACAACAAUUAGAUACACCAUCAAUAUCUCCUCAAAAUGAAAGAAUUGUAUCUUCUGAUAAAGAUGAAAAUAUUCAUAAUAAUCAAUAUGAAAUUCCAAAACAAAAUUUAAUAUCAACACCAAUAAAACAAAUACGUCCUAAUGAAAAUCAACGAUAUCCAUCAUCAGAAAAAUCAAAUUCACCACUGCAUGUUGAAUAUCAACAACAUAAUGAUGAUCAUUUAUAUCGAAAUGAUAUUCAACUUAAUUCAGCAACAAUUAAAUUUACUAAAAAUCAUUCUGUACAUUCAUCGUCAUCACAAAUUCGACCAACAUCUAAUGAAGAAGAUUUUCCAUCAAUGACACCAAGUCAAUUACAUUCAAAAUUAUCACUUCGAGUACGAAAAAAAAAAUCAAAACGAAAAAAAUCAAUUGAUGAUCAACAACCAUCAUCACCACAAAUCGAUACAGCUGAUAUGAAUGCAAUGAAUAAUGAUGAUGAUAUUUUGGAAAAAAAACCAAAGCAACGACAACGUCGACGAGUAUCAUUUUCAAGUAGUAUUGCACAUUAUCACAUGGAAGAACGACAACUUUUAACAAAUUGGCGUGAACGUGUUGCUGCUAUUUUAUCAAGCAAACAUCGUUCAAAUGAAAAAUAUGCUCAUGUACAAUCACGUGUUAAUUCAUUUGGUAAUUUUGAAUAUCAACCAAAAAAAAUCAAAAUUAUACCUGUUAAAAUAUUACCACCAAAAAUAAAAAAACCAAAACCUAGACCAGUGAUAUCCACUGAAGAGCAAACUGAUGAUGAACAACAACAACCAAUUCAGUCAGCAAAACCGGCACCUCAGUUAUUCGGGCGACUUUGGUGCCUACCCGAUGGAAGUCCGACAGUUUUUCAUGAAUCUCUCGAAUGGAAUGUUGCAUCAAGAUUGAGAAGUUAUUCAUAUGAAAAUCUUUAUUAUGAACCACAUCGAAGUGAAUUUAAAAUUUUUAAUAAAAAACCCAAAUGGCAUAGUGAAUCGAAAUUAGGAGAACUUCUAAAAGAACAUCAGCGUUUUCCUCAUCGACAACAUCUUAUUCCAACUAAUUCAUUACCAAUAAUACCUGAUAGAGGUGAACCAUAUUUUUAUCAACAAUCAAAUUUAGAACCUGGAAUGGAAAGAAAAAUUUUUGAUAUACACACUAAUAUUCAACAAUUAGAUCUAAGAUUACAACAGAAUUUUACAGAUAAUCUAUCACAUAGAUCUUAUGGAUCAAGACCUUCGGAGAUACUUAUUUUUAAUGAAAAACCUGUAUGGACAGGAAAGUCAAAAAUAAAAGAUACAACAUGGCAAAAUAUAAAUUAUCAACCAAAAAAAUCCAAAGUUCAAAUUUUUCAUAAAUCAGUUCGUUGGAAUGGUGAACCAAAAAUUCGAACACAUUCACCAUCAACAAUUUAUCCAUCAGGAACAUCAAUGAGUCAUGUCCAAAUAUUUGAUGAAAAAUUGAAUUGGGAUGCUCAAGCAAAAGUACAUUGUUGGUCUGAAGUUGAUCUUCGUCAAUUAACAAAAAAGAAAGCAAUUUUUGCACAACAUCAUGAUCCAAAAUGGAAUGAUAUUGUAACGCCUCGUGUUGAUGCAACUAAUUAUAAUUAUUCAAAACUUUCAAAUCCUGUUGAAAUUUUCUCCGAUAGACUUGCAUGGACAAAGGAUUCAGAAUUAAAAGAUUAUGUUUGGGAAAAUUUUGAUUAUAAAUCACAUCCACGAACUCGACAGGUAAUCAUUAAUAAACAAACAAAAAAGAAACAACAUGGUUGCUAA